This is a messenger RNA of Notechis scutatus (mainland tiger snake), 4161 nucleotides long. Lineage: Eukaryota; Metazoa; Chordata; Lepidosauria; Squamata; Elapidae. The record is from RefSeq and is a predicted model, not a curated record.
UCACAGCAGUUGAGAGAUAAAGGAAAGAAAAUCAAUGAGAGAUUUUGAGCUGGAAAAAGUAGAGUAUGUGGAACUCAAGGAUACAAUACACAAAAAAGGCAAGGGAGAUUAUUUUUCCAUUCAGAAAAAGUGGAAAAUAUCUGGAAGUGAGUGGGGAGGAAAAGGUUAAUUGGAUGGGCACAUAGAGCAGACAGUAAUACAGGGCUUAAAUCAAAGCACCACUAAACAAGGGAUCACAUAUAUUUUUGACCUUCUCAAGAAUAUCAGUGGUGGAAAAGCUCCAUAGGUGUGCCUAUUACGGAGAAAGCAGACGUCAAAUUGCAAGUGAUUAAGCAGGAAAGAAUCCACUCUGGAGAAAAGCACAUACAAAUUAUCUGAAUGUGGCAAAAGCUUUUGUUAGAACAGAUCCUUUUGGUUCGCGGAAAAACCCACCCAGAAGAGAUGCCCUACAAGUGCUUCCAAUGUGGUAAACCCUUUAAGAAAAAUGGCAACUUGGUGAUACAUCUGAGGACUCACAGCAACGAGAAGCCGUAUGACUGUCCAGAUUGUGGGAAACAUUUCAUUGGAUAUUUCCACUUUGUGAGACACCUGAGGACUCACACAGGAGAGAAACCCUUUGAAUGUCAUGAUUGUGGGAAAAGUUUCAGUUACAAUUCCGAACUGGUAAGACAUCAGAUAACUCACACAGGAGAGAAACCCUUUGAAUGUCCUCUUUGUGGGAAAAGUUUCAGUCAGAAUUCUGACCUGGUGAAGCACCAGAGGACUCACACAGGGGAGAAACCCUUUGAAUGUCGUCUUUGUGGGAAAAGUUUCAGUCAGAAUUCCAGUCUGCUGAAUCAUCAGAGGACUCACACAGGAGAGAAACCUUUUGAAUAAAAACCCUUUGAAUGUCCUGUUUGUGGGAAAAGUUUCAGUCAGAAUUCUUACCUGGUGAAACACCAGAGGACUCAUACAGGAGAGAAACCGUUUGAAUGUCCUGAUUGUGGAAAAAGUUUCAGGCAAAAUUCUCACGUAGUGAGCCAUCAGAGGACUCACACAACAGAAAAACCCUUUGAAUGUCCUCUUUGUGGGAAAAGUUUCAGUCAGAAUUCUUACCUGGUGAACCACCAGAGGAUUCAUACAGGAGAGAAACCCUUUGAAUGUCCUGAUUGUGGGAAAAGUUUCAGUCACAAUUCCAGCCUGGUGAAACACCAGAGGACUCACACAGGAGAGAAACCCUUUGAAUGUUCUGUUUGCGGGAAACGUUUCAGUCAAAAUUCCAACCUGAUGAAACACCAGAGGACUCACACAGGAGAGAAACCCUUUGAAUGUCCUGUUUGUGGGAAAAGUUUCAGUCAGAAUUCCACUCUGGUGAGCCAUCAGAGGACUCACACAGGAGAGAAACCCUUUGAAUGUCCUGUUUGCGGGAAAAGUUUCAAUUGUGGGAAACAUUUCAUUGGAUAUUUCCACUUUGUGAGACACCUGAGGACUCACACAGGAGAGAAACCUUUUGAAUGUCCUGAUUGUGGAAAGAGUUUCAGUUACAAUUCCCAACUGGUAAGUCAUCAGAUAACUCACACAGGAGAGAAACCCUUUGAAUGUCGUCUUUGUGGGAAAAGUUUCAGUCAGAACUCCAGUCUGCUGAAUCAUCAGAGGACUCACACAGGAGAGAAACCUUUUGAAUGUCCUGUUUGUGGGAAAAGUUUCAGUCGGAAUUCUCAUCUGACAGAACACCAGAGGACACACACAGGAGAGAAACCUUUUGAAUGUCCUGUAUGUGGGAAAGGUUUCAGCCAGAAUUCCAACCUGGUAACACAUCAGAGGAUUCACACAGGAGAAAAACCCUUUGAAUGUCCUCUUUGUGGGAAAAGUUUCAGACAGAAUUAUGACUUGGUGAUACACCAGAGGACUCACACAGGAGAGAAACCCUUUGAAUGUCCUAUUUGUAGGAAACGUUUCAGCCAGAAUUCCAACUUGGUAACACAUCAGAGGAGUCACGCAGGAGAAAAACCCUUUGAAUGUCCUGUUUGUGGGAAACGUUUCAGUCAGAAUUCUGACCUGCUGAAACACCAGAGGACUCACCCAGGAGAGAAGCCCUAUGAAUGUCCUGACUGUGGGAAAGGUUUCAGGCAGAAUUCUCUCCUGGCAAAACACCAAAGGACUCACACAGGAGAGAAACCUUUUGAAUGUCCUCUUUGUGGGAAAAAAUUCAGGCAGAAUUCUCGCCUAGUGAACCAUCAGAGGACUCACACAAGAGAAAAACCCUUUGAAUGUCCUCUUUGUGGGAAAAGUUUCAGUCAGAAUUCUUAUCUGGUGAAACACCAGAGGACUCACACAGGAGAGAAGCCCUUUGAAUGUUCUGUUUGCGGGAAAAGUUUCAGUCAAAGUUCCAGCCUAGUGAAACACCAAAGGACUCACACAGGAGAGAAACCCUUUGAAUGUCCUGUUUGCGGGAAAAGUUUCAGUCAGAAUUCCAGCCUGGUGAAACACCAGAGGACUCACACAGGAGAGAAACCCUUUGAAUGUCCUCUUUGCGGAAAAAGUUUCAGUCAGAAUUCCACUCUGGUGAGCCACCUGAGGACUCACACAGGAGAGAAACCUUUUGAAUGUCCUGAUUGUGGAAAGAGUUUCAGUUACAAUUCCCAACUGGUAAGUCAUCAGAUAACUCACACAGGAGAGAAACCCUUUGAAUGUCGUCUUUGUGGAAACAGUUUCAGUCAGAACUCCAGUCUGCUGAAUCAUCAGAGGACUCACACAGGAGAGAAACCUUUUGAAUGUCCUGUUUGUGGGAAAAGUUUCAGCCAGAAUUCCAGCUUGGUAACACAUCAGAGGAGUCACACAGGAGAAAAACCCUUUGAAUGUCCUGUAUGUGGGAAAGGUUUCAGCCAGAAUUCCAACCUGGUAACACAUCAGAGGAUUCACACAGGAGAAAAACCCUUUGAAUGUCCUCUUUGUGGGAAAAGUUUCAGACAGAAUUAUGAGUUGGUGAUACACCAGAGGACUCACACAGGAGAGAAACCCUUUGAAUGUCCUAUUUGUAGGAAAGGUUUCAGCCAGAAUUCCAACUUGGUGACACAUCAGAGGAGUCACGCAGGAGAAAAACCCUUUGAAUGUCCUGUUUGUGGAAAAUGUUUCAGUCAGAAUUCUGACCUGCUGAAACACCAGAGGACUCACCCAGGAGAGAAGCCCUAUGAAUGUCCUGACUGUGGGAAACGUUUCAGGCAGAAUUCUCUCCUGGCAAAACACCAAAGGACUCACACAGGAGAGAAACCUUUUGAAUGUCCUCUUUGUGGGAAAAAAUUCAGGCAGAAUUCUCGCCUAAUGAACCAUCAGAGGACUCACACAAGAGAAAAACCCUUUGAAUGUCCUCUUUGUGGGAAAAGUUUCAGUCAGAAUUCUUACCUGGUGAAACAUCAGAGGACUCAUACAGGAGAGAAGCCCUUUGAAUGUUCUGUUUGCGGGAAAAGUUUCAGUCAAAAUUCCAGCCUGGUGAAUCAUCAGAGGACUCACACAGGAGAGAAACCUUUUGAAUGUCCUAUUUGCGGGAAAAGUUUCAGUCAGAAUUCCAGCCUGGUGAAACACCAGACGACUCACACAGGAGAGAAACCCUUUGAAUGUCCUGUUUGUGGGAAAAGUUUCAGUCAGAAUUCCACUCUGGUGAGCCAUCAGAGGACUCACAAAGGAGCGAAACCCUUUUAAUAUUCUGAUUAUGGGAACAGUUUCAGUCGGAAUUCCUGACUGCUGAAUCAUCAGAGGAUUUACCCAAGAGAGAAACUGUUUGCAUGUGUAGAAUAUGGGAAAGUUUCAAUGGGAAUUCUGACCCUGUGAAACCCCAGAGGGCUCACACAGGAGAGAAACCUUUUGAGCAACCUAAUUGUGGGUAUAUUUCAGUCAGAAUUCAAACCUGGCGAUAUACCGGAGGAUUCAUAGAGACUAAUCUGACUGUGGAUGAUGCUACUGGCAUAAAUAGUUCCUUAUUGCCCAAAUGGAAAUCCAAUUGAGGGAAAAGUUGAUGAGUUUAUAAAAGGCUUUAAUUUCAUUUCUCAUCUCUCAUUAGGAAUGUAGGUAAAAACAUACCUCAGAAUUAGACUUGUAAGUGGAGAAAAAAGGAAAAGGGCUAACUACCAGUUUCUUGUUAUCAGCAGCAAUUUCAUUUUUGCAGAAGUAGUGGAAUUCCUGAAA